Molecule: messenger RNA, 1289 nt
Organism: Westerdykella ornata
Lineage: Eukaryota; Fungi; Ascomycota; Dothideomycetes; Pleosporales; Sporormiaceae
Product: N-terminal nucleophile aminohydrolase
Exons: 2
Coding region: 82-879 (265 amino acids)
Cellular component (GO): proteasome core complex
Source: RefSeq, a predicted model, not a curated record
CACAUUCAGAGUUGCUUCUCCUUCAGAUAACCACCCUCCGCGGUCCCUUAUCCACAUUUCUAUCCGCCCAAAGCAUCCACAAUGGCCGCAGUCUUCUCCGGUGCGCCUCCGCAAGGCGGUCCAGGCUACUCAUUCAAGCAAACCCCCACAGCAGCAUCCGCAUCAGGCGAACGGCAGCACAGCUUCUACCCAUACACCGACAACGGCGGCUCCACGCUGGGCAUCUCCGGCGCCGACUUCACCAUCCUCGCCGGCGACACUCGCUCCACAUCCGGCUACAACAUCAACACACGCUAUGCGCCGAAGCUGUUCAAGAUUGGCGGCGAGGGCCCGGACAACAAGGGCGCGCGGAUAGUCCUCUCGGUGGUCGGGUUCGCGGCCGACGGCGAUGCGCUGAAGGAGCGGCUCGACACCAUUGUCAAGAUGUACAAGUACCAGCACGGCAAGAACAUGAGCGUUGCGGCGUGCGCGCAGCGCCUCAGCCAUAUCCUGUAUGGGAAGCGGUUCUUCCCGUACUACGUCCACGCCAUCCUCGGCGGAUUGGACGAGGAAGGGAAGGGUGCGUUGUACUCGUACGACCCCGUCGGGAGCUACGAGCGCGAACAAUGCCGGGCCGCGGGCGCUGCCGCUUCGCUCAUCAUGCCGUUCCUGGACAACCAGGUCAAUUACAAGAAUCAGUAUGUGCCGGGCAGUGGCGUCGGGCACGAGUUGCAGGCAAGGGAGGCGGUACCGUUACCGAGGACCACCGUGGAGCAGUUGGUCAGGGAUGCGUUUACGAGCGCGGUGGAGAGGCAUAUUGAGGUGGGAGACGGGUUGCAGAUGAUGAUCAUUACCAGGGAGGGGAUCGAGGAGAGAUAUAUGCCGUUGAAGCAGGAUUAGAUGGGGGUUGCAAGGGAGGUGGAGGGAGGGAAGCGGAUGUUGGAUGCGUGGGAAGCGGGAGAGCGAAGGGAGUGUAUUAUGACCCUAGAUGACACUCUAUGAAAGAGCAAGACAUGCUAUGACAUUCUGAAGGUCUCAUGCCCUGCAGUUCAGUGUGCUUCCGAUGAUCAGUACAAGACGAACAGCCCGGUCUUCCUCUCACCGCACGAAGAUGUCCCAUAGUACUGUUCGAAAACCGUCACAAUCAAAACGACUUCCACUGAGAUCGCACAUUAUACAUGAGCCAAGAUGACGGGCAUCCGGGGGAGCAGAUGGUCAAAUGGUAUACCCCGUAUAUCCUACCAUGGUUACACAGUUAUAGCAGAAGUUUUAUGAGCAGAGUGUCAAUUGAUAUCUAUAUAUCUAUGGGU